GGUCGGCUUAAUUGGUAUCCUUUCGGUAUGCCUUGCGAACACUUUCUUUUUUAGUCUUUCAUCUUCUCUAGAGAAGCGAAACUCGAACGGAUAGAGCGGAUGGUCCAACUACAUAACUUUUUCUUUUUCAUUACUUCCAUGGUCGUGCCUUGUGGCACGGCAGCACCCGUACUAUUGAAAUGGUUCGUCAGUAGAGAUGUUCCCACAGGUGCCCCUUUUUCCAAUGGUACUUUAAUUCCUAUUCUUAUUCCUUCAUUCCUUCUUUUGGUUUAUCUACAUUCCAGGAAAUUCAUACGCUCUAUGGACGGAGUAAAAAGUGGAGUCUUGGUCAGAGCAAGUUGCCCUAUUUUAUUACCAGACAUAAUUGGGAGAAGCUCAUCCGAAACUAGAGCUAGAAACGCCUUAUUUCUUUUCGUUCCCAUUCUUCAUUUUCUUCUUCUCGAAUUCAAGGGGGACUUACCCUAUUUAGAAUCUUUUUGCGGUGUGCUCCGUUUACUAUUCUUUCGUACUUUCUUCUCUUUACCACGCGAUAGGUCAGCGAAGCGUGAGCGGGCGCGGAGAAGAAAAGGCCAAACACUUCGGCCUAACGGGAAUGAGCAACGACGAAAUGAAAAGAAAAAGUGCCCCGGGCGCCCCCAUUUAGAAAGAAGGGUCGAAGGGUUUGGGCCUGUAGCUUUCCCCGUCCCCCCUUCGUCGGGUGGUGCUUGCAUGGGGGGUGUGCUACCUGAAAUCGGGCUUGAAGCCCCCGCCUUACCAACGAGCCGACAGCUGAUGGCUGUUGGUCGCGACUACUACCAAAAAGUGAACAUGAAGAUGAAUAUUUCACAUGGGGGAGUGUGCAUCUUUAUGUUGGGUGUUCUUCUGUCUAACACAAAGAAGAUACAGUUCACUCAACGAUUGCCUUUGGGUUCCGAACUCCAUAUGGGGAAGGAACGUUGUUGUUUGCGGGGUCUCGAUCAUUUACAUGGACCCACUUUUCAUUCCAUUUGUGGGAAUUUGAUGAUCUAUAAACCGUCCUUAACGAACGAUCGGCUCAUCUUUGAGCAUGAUGAAUCACUUCGUGCCGACCUGUUGUCAAUAAACUUUUGGGCCUCAUAUGAGAAUGGAAAACUGGAGCAUUUUCUGCAUCGGUGGAUGAAGAAUCGCGAACAUCCAAAUUUCUGGUUAAGCAUGUUCCCAGAAAAAAGAUACUUUCGAGAAACAACGAGCACGACUGAAGUGGCUAUCCAUACAAAUCCAUUUACGGAUCUAUAUGCUUCGAUUGGAACUGGAAGUUCAAGAACAGGCGGCUGGUAUACUACCAUAAUGAAACUGCCUUUUCUUUUUUUUAUUCGGAUAGGAUUUCUGUUGGCUUCGUUGGGAGGCUCGCGUAGUUUGUUACGUCAACUCCAAAAGGAGAAAUUGCGUUGGAAUUGAGAAAGUUACGUAAAGUUCAUAAUUGUAUAAAAGGAGUCAAAGUAGUGACUGCAGCGCAUCGAGGCAUUUUGCCCGCAUCUUCGCUAUGUAUACUAGUUCAAGUGAUUAUCCAUUUGAAUUAUGGCUUGGUCUCAGAGAUCCUACAUAACCGCUGCUAGGAGUUAGCACGAAUCAACUGUGGGGACUUGCCUAAACUGGAUUGGAUCAAUAUAAUAUUCAACAUAUGGCACUGCCUCAAAGGCCUUACCAUACCACUUAGCUCAAGCCAGUCUAAGUGAUUGGCUGAAUACCGAGAAUAGAGUCUCCUCUUGGGGUUUCUCCCGGAUGGGGUACUACACUGUAGCGUCGGCUGUUGCUUUGGAAUGGAGAACUAAUCAAUCGAGGAAUCGGAAUCCUACCUCUUGCGAGUUGACCUCCGUCAGUGACUGUUCACUUUAAAGCGGGAGAAGUCGUAAUUAGUUGGUGUACAAUUUCAAUAAAAACAAAAAAAAACUAUUGAAUGCGAAGGGGGAAAUGGGAUAUCUUUCAAUCAAAGCUAUUCCUUUAGCUUGGCGUUUAGCUACUAAGCUAUGCGGGUCAUCAGCAAUAGACUGCAUUAGUGAAGGAAAUAUAGCAUCAAAGGGCGCUUAUCCUGCUAAUCGUGGGUCUUGGUAAGUACCUGACAGACUGAAGGCUUGGAACUUAACUCAAUGCUGGGUUGACUGCAGGGAAGCUUUACUUAAGUGGAUUCGGCCCUACCUUGGCUACGAACCUAUUCUCGCUAAGAGCUAAGAACUAGGCAUUUCAAAGCAAUUACCUUCUUAGCUUACAGAAUCUCUUGAAAAAAGAAAGUCUAGCUACAUGCUUAACGCCGGAAAUUAUGACCUUGGUUGGUGAUAUUCGACCAAGACGAGGCCUAUAUCUGAGAGCUUGAACUGGGCUUGGAUGAAAGAGUAGCAGAGUCAAUUCCUGAAGCUGGUAAAAGGCACUUAUACUCCAUGAUAUGGCACUGAUUGCAGAUGGACAUUCAAUUGGAUCUUUCUCUUUCCUUAAUUUCUUUAUCUUUCGGGGGCCUUCUUCAUCUAUGCCCUCAAUAGCAAUAGUCAGGCUUUUACUUGAGUUGUUGGGAAGUGUGGUGGGGUAAGAGCAUCUGUCGAUUCCUUCCGGGCUAUAUAGGGAGUGAUUUCCGUUCUUGAGUGAAUUCAGAUGUCACUCUCUUUUCUUUCAAUGGUAUCCUUCUUUAUCCGAGCAGAAGAUCGCCUCCUCUCUUCUUUGGCCUACUGGCCUACUUAAAUGAAAGGCCUUGUGCGAGCACAGCAGCUUGACUGAGGCUGGCUUAGUAAAAAAGGGAAUAGGAUAGGACUUGUUCACCGUAAGUGGGAGAUUCUUGGGUGAGUGUUAGCGAAAGGCCUUCCAGACAACUCUUUCCGCUUAGGACAACCUUUACCCUUCUUAACCUAUUUAACAGCAAUCUAUAAGUUGAGUAGAAGAAAGAGGGGUUUUGAUGGGUAGGCUUGUUGUGCUUUGGCCCUUCUGCGGGCUUUCAUCGAGGAAAGAGCAAGACCAAGUCUUCACAUUUGUAGGACUUUCUUUGAUGGUUCAUGUAGGCUGGGGUCUUUCAUUCGGGCCCUAUUGGGGCACCCUGUGGGCCAAUGCGUAUAAGCUUGGGCUUUCUUAACGCGGCUCAUUUGUUGACGACUCAGUACAUGGAUGUCACGAGUCUAUUGGCAUAGAAUAUGGAAUCUUUUCCACGUAAGCUGGUUGUACAAAGUUUGUUUGUUCAUACAGGCAGUGUGAUUUGGGGAGAUUUUCUUUGCUCCGCAAGGUAGCCAGAGCCAGCCAGUUUUUCAUUAAACAGGCAUGAUAGUUUUCAACUGCAGAAAAGUAGUGCGGAGAACUAGUCAGAAUUGUGCCUGCCAUGCAAUUCGUACUGCAUGGCGAUAUUACUCUACCACUCUAUAAAUGGAGGCUCGAUAAGUGUCUUCACUUCAUCAAAUUCAAAUCAAAGAAAUUGAGUACUAGCACGUAUAGCAUCUUUUUUUCACAGUAGCAGGAUCGCUAUAACUCACUCCAUUGAGUUCGUCGCCUAUAACUCCACUUAACUCAUGAAGACGUUGUGCUCGGGCCUCUCUUGGGGGAGUCCCUUCUCUCCUCCACCCCCUUGAACAGGCUUUCCGCGGUACCAAGCUCACUUCAUUAAGUCUUUCUUUAAUAAAUAUAGGAGUGUUUAUCGCUACUACCAACUACAGCAACUGAAAAAAGGAGCUAACCGACUAACACUAACAGUUAUCCGAAAGACGGUUAUGCAAGCCGGACUUAACGACAGAUCUGUUUUCUAGUUUCUUUAUUUUAUCUAAAAACCGCUCUUGCUCGACUGGAAGGUAUCCUCAAACCCCCGCUAUGUGCGCUUAGAAGCUGAACUCCUUUUUGGCGUUCCUCCUACUUUUCCAGUUGCCAGGGCGGGUAAGGUUCGGUUGCGAGCCAAGAAAGAAGAUGUGAAUGCCUGCCUGCUUGACUGCCCUUUGUGUAUUCAUUCGUCCCGAAAACGAAAAAGAAUAUUGGCAUGUGUUAAGCAUUUCGUUUAGAGAAAGAGGGGUGCCUUCUAGCCCUUUGCCCGUUGAAUGAACCUUUUCGUGGUGAAUGAAUAGUCGUGCUAUCCAGGAAUGGAAUUGAUGGUCGAGCCGGAUGAUAGUCUAUCUUGGUUCAAGGCAGAUUUUCGUUUGAAUGCCUCUAUCUAUUUUCGCUCUCCUUGCCAUUCGAGUAGCUUCACGCCCUCGAUGAUCGCUUUUUUAACAGAUUUUUGAUUUCUUUUUUUUGUCUAAUUCUUCCCUAGAGAAAGGGCUCUUGUCGCGAUUGACUCACUAGUAAGGAUACGCACGAUUUUUACUUUGACAGAAGGAGCACCUGGUUCAGCACGAACUAAAGGCAGCCGAGUUCUUCCUUUCCUCAUGACCAACUGCCUUAAUGCGCAACAGCAACAGCUAUAGUUGCUAUUCUCUUGCCAAAUAAUCCUUGCCCCUAACGGCAAUCUUUCUCAUCAGCGGCUAGAGAAGAACAUCCUUGCUUACCAGAGCUUCCUAGCUACCUUAACUAUAGGAAGAAAACCCUCGUUAGGACGGCAGCCAGAAGGACAGGCCUUUGACUUUCUUACUUCGGAUACCGGAUACCCAUUUCCCUUAACCUUGGACGAAAGCGCCCCGAUUGACAUCAAUUCAUGAAUCAUGAACUGCCUUGAACGUAGCAUUUAUAGGCUAGGGCCUUGAACUCAGAGAUAACAACCCCUAGGAUCUGAGGAUACCCGAAAACCUAGACCUCAAUAAAGACCUGCUUAGACGCCUCUUACCCAGACCCUUUUUUCUUUUAGUAAGGAACUUGCUUUACGACUUAAGGUCUCUGUCUCUGGCAACGGAGACUUGCGCCUAAGGGGUUUGAGAGAGACUUUUCGCGCUGACCCUACUUCCGAUACAACCGGAGAGACUUCCUAGAUUGACAAGUCAAAAUAGGAUAAGCAGAAGGACUACCGCAAUCAGAAAAAAGAGAAGGCAAGCAAAGCAGAAGUAGUUCGCAACAGCAACUAUCGAUUAGUCAACAACCGGGACAACAGAAACUGCUGCUAGAUUCUUUAAGAAGCGGGAACCAACAAAGCUGCAUUGACCAAGAAUCAGAACUGGGGGAAGCACGCCGCCAAGGCUUGACUGACGUGGAACUGCUACAAUAUGGAACCGCCAAAGGUCAAAGCUAGACUGUCCCCGAAAAACGUGGUAAAACGCUCAACUGUCAAUUAAUUGGAAAUAUCCGUCUCCGAAUAGAAGUGAAUUUGAAGCAAAAAUCACUGGUUCGAAGAGCUGAGUUGCAAGACUAAGGAAAUUGAAACUUUUUAAUAUCACCGGAGUUGUGAACGAAGGAGGAAGGAGUCUUUGCAGCAAGACUUCAGUCAAGGAAAAAACCGACGUGUAAGAAGAAAGUGGCGUAGACAAGGAAUCGGCUUAACUGCAUUAGGGGUCUCAUUCCUUUCCAUAUCUUAUAUCAUAUAGUUGAGUGGAGCUCCGAGAUUAUGAGAGUGGAUCGGAUCCCUUUCUUCAAGAAGAGGCUUUGGCCUUAACUACUUCUCUUUACGACGUAAAGGAAAGACCUCUCUUCUAUACUAGUUCCUAUGGUAUAAAUGUGGGAGUACUUUUUUUUAUAGGCUAAAAAAGGCUAAGGAAAAAAAGAAGGAGUGCAGGAUGUGUCUCCGGACAUAGAAAGUAGGCAAUCACUUUCCCUUCGUUAGGGGUCUAGGUUUCAGUUGUAGUUUUCUGGUAUCGACACAGACAGUGGUAAAUCUCUAUACGAUUGAAGUCAGUGUGCAAGACAUAGUCUAGUUUUUACUUUGAGUUCCUCUUUUAAUAAAUAACUAAGCAUUCCACAGUCGGAUAUCAAUAAUCACUUACCCCGCCUUAGGAGAGUGAGGGGUGAAAGGACUCAAAUAGAGCUUAGACAUUAGGCAUGAGAAUAGGACUAUGCAUAUUCACUCACAUCCGUUGAUUGCGGUGCGCCAUAGACCAAGCUUUAAAGGAUGGUAGAUGUGAAGGCUAAGUGCACCUGAGCUAGAAGCAUUACACCACCAUCACCACUCGUGGUUCACGUCUUUCGAAGAACUAUCGCUCUGGCGAAUUCCAAGUAAGAUACGAAUGAAUCCCAGGGCACAAUGGAAUGAGAAGGGUUGGAACUAUACUGAUUGGCAGUAAUGCAAAAGAUAUAAAAAAAAGAAUGGGUAGAAUGCGGAUUUGGUGGUACUUGAAUUGAUACUCAUCAUGCGAAUUGGAGAGCAUGCCCCUAAGGGUACUCCCUUAUUAGAAGUUAUUUAAAGAUGUCAACAUCCAUUUUUGAUUCAACAGCGGAAAAACAUCAAACAAUUCAUGCUUACUACAGGUUCUAUUUGGCUUGUCGAAAUACAGAUUAAUCAACAGACCUCGAUUGUCUACCUAUCGCCAUGCCUUAACCCAUCCUAAUCGGAGAGUUGAAUUUGUAAUAGAUUCUUCCUUGAUUUAAGGCUGGUAAAUUCCCAGAUCCAUAGCAAACAUAUCAUGCUUAACACAUCCUAAUGUGAAGGUAUGACCAUCCUAGUGGUUACUAAAAUAAAGCUAGAUCACAAGGUUCAUCUGCAGAUAUUUUCUAAAGAUACAAAUAUCAAGGAAAAUGCGUAGGAUGCCCGCUAUGGUAUUUCCAUUCCUGGCGAUUAGCCGAGUUGGAAGACCAGAAAAAGCGGAAUAGAGGGUUUGGGCAUCCAUCUUCCUUUCUUUCGAAGAGGCUAAUGCCUUGUCGGCGUAGACGGAACGAGGACAUUCUGCCCGAGUCCUUCUUGAACAAGAGUUCUACGAUAAAAUCGAAAAAGGGUUGGAUUACCUUAGCAGGAAUUCUCUGGUAUCCUCCACUGCACGCUUAAUGCAGAAAGGGCUGGCUCUCUUUAAAAGGAAGGAGGACUUCAAGUCAGUAAUAUUCCUCCUCAAAACCCUUUCCCCUUAGCCCCUCCGGAAUUCCCUUUUAAGAAGGUGGUCAAGCUACCGUAGAUGAACUUAGGGAAGUCAAUCUAUGGGCGGACCCUAACCCUAGACCAACUUUCUAAGCGCUUCCCUUAAGGGAGACGAAGCACGAAGGUAAAGAGCCCGAAUGAGUAUAGUGACGUCUUUGCUUGGACAUAGUUUGAGAUGCCUACAAACUUGCUGGAUACGACUCCCUGUAAAAUGAGGUCUAUUGCCCAGAGAAAUUCUUUUUUAAGAAGAUUUCUGAGAGGGACUAAAGAAAAGAGGAUAGGACUUUUUACAGUCAGUAAAAUGCAGUUAGCGAAGCACGCGCUAAGACAGUAAAAGAAUAAAAGAGGAACACACCCUUUUCGCUGGCUGAUCUAGUUCUAUUUAAAAGCUUGGGUGCUUAUCUUGGAGCGGGAAGAAAGCGUUCGAACGAGUAUACUUACAAAAAGGUUCCGUACUUCUUCCUAUCCCUAGAGCUUUUCCGUCGCUUGAAUUGAACAUUAACCAUCUCCUGACUCCUUUUCUUGUCCCCUACAGAGGCUAAGCGGUCGGGUCAUGGAUCUUGCACUUCACUUGAAUAGUGCUUUUUGAAAUGGUAAAGAACCAAGCUGACCUACCUCUAUCACUAAAGUAUACCCUAAGAUGUAAAAAAUCUUCGGGUACUAAAAAGUAUUGAGGUUCCGGCUGAGUUCUUGGCUAUUUCCCCCGCCCUACCAGCUUCACCAACAAUUACUGUAUUUGGCUUCGACCUGUUCUCGAUUCAGCUUCCCAGGAAAUGCUUCUAUUCUUAUGCAAGACUGCUUCCUCUGCUCUGAUCUUGGCUCAACAAAUCCGGCCGUGGAACUUGCUUUCAUGAGGUAAGGAGCGGCUACGUCAAUGUCCCUGUGGAAGCUAGAACUCUAAGGAAGAUUUUUUCUCGGCAGAGAAGAGGGGACAAGCUCUAUGCUUAGCCUACCUCGUAAUAAGAACCCUCAAAAACAAAUAAGGGAAACGGAUAACUUUCUUUACGCUAAUAGCUAAUAUAGAGAGGCGCAAAGGACAGAUAUGCCAAUUUUGCAGAAGAAGAAAGUUUCAUUGCCUCUAUCCAUGAAUUUGAAAUAAGCUAAUAAGCUCUUUCUCGAUUCGCCGCAUUUAUAUCUCUUACUAUCAAAAAGAAGACUAGCUUUCCGGUAUCUUCACUAACUCGAUUCAAGAGCGACUCCCAGACAGAUAAAAAGAUUUCAUCUUUCUAUCCGAUAUUAAUACAUUGAAUUCGAGAUGCAAAUUGAAUAGGAAUGAACCCAUAGAGUGGUGAACAAAUUCAUAGCUGCCGCUUUCUUUCAUUUCAUAAGGGAAUCCAAUUUCCCAACCCAAGUAGAUUUUAUUUAGAACAUCUUGCCAGUACGCAAGAAGAACAGAACAGACAAGUACGAGUGUGUGUCGACUUCAGAGACCUAAAUGCAGCUUGCCCUAAAGAUGACUUCCCAUUACCAAUAAGCGAACUCAUAAUUGACGGCAACAGUGCCUUUUGAAGCCAUAUCAUUCAUGGACGUUGCUAAGAUCCUUCCAUUUAGCAGCACCUUAGGAUGGCAUAGCCUUAAAGUUAAGGGCGAGGUUCAAACGAGGAAAGGCCCACGGUGGAUACCUAGGCACCCAGA
This is a messenger RNA of Chenopodium quinoa (quinoa), 8542 nucleotides long. Its product is annotated as cytochrome c biogenesis CcmF C-terminal-like mitochondrial protein. Bases 100 to 1416 code for a protein of 438 amino acids. Gene Ontology annotation, biological process: cytochrome complex assembly. The record is from RefSeq and is a predicted model, not a curated record. The transcript is spliced from 2 exons. Lineage: Eukaryota; Viridiplantae; Streptophyta; Magnoliopsida; Caryophyllales; Amaranthaceae.